Messenger RNA from Alligator mississippiensis (American alligator), 9805 nucleotides. RefSeq names its product vascular endothelial growth factor receptor kdr-like. NCBI's taxonomy places the organism in Eukaryota, Metazoa, Chordata, Crocodylia, Alligatoridae. Gene Ontology annotation, molecular function: ATP binding; vascular endothelial growth factor receptor activity. The transcript has 30 exons. Gene Ontology annotation, cellular component: signaling receptor complex; plasma membrane. Gene Ontology annotation, biological process: vascular endothelial growth factor receptor signaling pathway; positive regulation of kinase activity; multicellular organism development. The coding region runs from base 764 to 4774 and encodes 1336 amino acids. The record is from RefSeq and is a predicted model, not a curated record.
CCUGCAGGAAGCAGAGCUGCUCGCCUUCUCCUGGACCGAGACCUCCAGAGCAGCAUGUAGCAGGGAUCCCGUGGGCUGGUGGGAGCUGCUGCAACAGCUACCGAGAAGCGAAGUUUCUCUUUCUCUCUCUUACUUUUUUUUUCCCCCUUCCCGUCUUGCAAAACCCGAGAAAGUUUAGCCUCCUUCCUCAGAUCCCUGCAGCACCUGCGCCUCCCUGGAGAAAUACAUCUCACAGGAGGCUUUUCAGGUGCAGACACCUGAAACAAAACCCCAGCCCAGGGCAAGCCGCUGAGAGGCAGCAGCUCAGUGACUUGGGGAGACUUGGUGCAAACCCCCCCCCAACUGACUGCUCUUGGGGCUUUGCUGCCUUUUAACCCCUUGGGUUGGUGGUGGAGCUACUGCCUUGCACAGGGGUUGUUAGCAAGCAGGGGGGGGACCCACCUUCAGUUCAGCCUCUGAAGUAAAAAGGCUGGGGGGAAGAAGGAAUACACUGACCCUGGAGAACACACCUCCCUUGCACCUCGAGAAGAGGAGAGGAAAACAAGCUGUGUAGCACAGGGCUGGAGCAGUGGCCGCGGGACGAGCAGUUGCGCUGGGAUCAACAAGUGCGACCUCCUGGACGUCCCGCUCUGCGCCUCCCGCCCCCCUUCAGCCAGGCUUCAGGCUUUGCAACUUGCUGCUGGAAAGACAUUGCCCCUCUUUAGAGACCUCCCUUCUUGCCCGUUUAUAAAGGAUAUAAUCAUAGUUCACAUCUGCGGGAGAAAUGAUUCCCAAGCCUCGCACCGCCCUGGCUGUUUGUGUCCUACAUGGAUUGCUUUGGCUACAAGGUCUUGCUGAGAAACCAACUGUAUGGGGACCAAAGUUAAGCAUUGACAAAGAUCAGAUUGUAAUCAAAGCAGGAGAUCCCUUCACCAUAACAUGCAGGGGAGCAGCCGCCUUGACCUGGCUGCGAGGAAAUGAACCACACACAGAUGACAGCAGAUGGCACGUAUACAGCCAUGCAUGCCGAAGCACCCCAUGGGAAACCUGCAGCACGCUUAACACCAGCAAUGCUAUCGCCAAUGACACCGGUUACUUCACCUGUGGUUACAGCAGCUUCUCUUCUAGUAAAGCUUCAGUGGUCAAGAUAUACGUGUUUGUUAAAGAUAGCAGGAACCCAUUUGUUAAGAUUUUCCAUGAGUAUCCCGACGUGAUCUAUGUACUGAAUGUUACAGACGUGGUGGUUGUGCCCUGCCGAGUCACUUCACCAGAUAUCAGACCCAAGCUUUUCCAGCAUCCUUUGUCAGAAGAAUUCAGAUAUGAGAAGAUGACCUGGGACCCCAAAAAAGGAUUUGUCAUCCCCUCUCCUCCUUCCCGCUUCUUCAAGGGCCUGCUCAAGUGCAUCGCCACAGUAAAUGGAAAUGUGUUCACAUCCUACUACAUGCUACAGAAAGUGGAGGGUAGAGUACAGAGCCUGGCUCUGAAAGCAACUCCCAGAAGGCUGCUGGUUGGAGAAGCCCUCAAUCUGGAAUGCACCGCAGAGACCUUUGUCAAUGGACGGAUUGAGUUUCAGUGGCAGUAUCCCAAAAGGAGAAAGGAUUAUAAGCCUGUUUCAGCGAUGGACAAAAGUUCAUUGGUGUAUAAAUGCUCCAGCAAUCUGACUAUCCAGAAUGUUACCAUGGAAGACAAAGGCCGCUACAUCUGCCGAGUGGUCAAUGUAACAGGCCUGGAGACCAGUGCAAUGGGGCUGGAAACCAAUGUCACAAUCACAGUGUAUGACAAAGCUUUCCUUCGGGUUUCCUCUAAGAAAAGCCACUACUAUGAAGUGACAGCAGGACACAAGUUACUGAAACUGGCUGUGAAGGUGGAAGCCUUUCCCCGCCCAAAUAUUACCUGGUACAAAGAUGGCAAGCCAAUCAAGGAGAACCAUACUUGCUAUGAACCUGAUCCAAUGAAAUACAAGCUAGGCAUAAGAGAUGUGAGACUGAAGCAUGCUGGUAAUUACACCAUAGUCCUGAGCAAUGCUAAGCAUGGCCUAUAUGAGAACUUCACUCUCCAGCUGGUCGUGACAGAGAGACCGAAAAUCUAUGAAAAGGAGACUGAUUUUGAGACGGUUGAGCGGGUGGAACUGGGAAGUAAACACAGACUUCAGUGCACUGCAAGUGGCAACCCUGAGCCCAAGAUCCACUGGGAGUGGCAACCAUGCAACCAGACAGGACUUCAAUGCAGACCCCAUCAGCAAAAAAUCAUGGUUCGGAAAAACAUCACUGAGGAAGACAGGUCCAUGGGCAACAAAAUAGAGAGCAUUGAAACCAUGUCGGUCAUACAUGGAGAGAGAAAAAAGAUUGUGAGCACACUGACUACAGAGAGCAGCAGUGCAUCAGGGAUCUAUUACUGUGUGGCUUCAAACAAGAUUGGCACAGAGAAGAGGAGCAUCAAGUUCUAUGUGUCUGAUGUGCCAUUUGGUCUGCAGGCAGAGCCCCAGAUCACUGCCAUUGUGGGAAGUGACAUUCAGCUGCCUUGCAAAGCCUCCAAGUACAUCUACAACCACCUGGACUGGUAUUACCCCUCCUCAGAGGUUGUCCCCAGUGCCUUUAGAAAUAAGAGCAUUGACAAAUACUCCAUCUCCUUGAUGCUGGUCAUUACUAACAUCACACAAGAGCAUGCCGGGUUGUACAAGUGCCAAGCUCAGAAUCAGCAUAAUUCCACUGACAUGCUGGAGCAAACUACCCAGCUUGUUGUCAAAGCAAAGGCCGUGCCAUAUAUUAUUCAAAACCUCACGGACCUGGAGGUUAACAUCAGCGGCAAGAUCGUGCUGGAGUGCAAAGCAAAUGGAACCCCGACACCUCACGUUACGUGGUGGAAAAAUGGCUAUCUCAUUUCACCUGCUUCAGGAAUUUCCAUGGAAAAUAAUACCCUGAUCAUUGAGCGAGUGAAAAAAGAUGAUGAAGGCCUCUACGAGUGCAGGGUUUCUAAUGAAAUGGGCCGUGACAGUACAAUGGCAUUCAUUAAAAUAGAAGGUUCUGAAGAGAAAUCCAAUAUUGAAGUUAUCAUUUUGGUCUGCACUGGUCUAGCAGCUACUCUCUUUUGGCUGCUUCUGACUCUUUUCAUUCGGAAACUUAGAAAACCUGAUGCCACAGAUAUUAAAACAGGAUACCUGUCCAUUAUAAUGGAUCCAGAGGAAAUGCCUCUUGACGAGCAAUGUGAUCGGCUCCCAUAUGACAGCAGUAAAUGGGAGUUCCCAAGAGACAGGUUGCGGCUGGGUAAAACACUGGGUCACGGUGCUUUUGGGAAAGUGGUGGAGGCGUCUGCUUUUGGCAUAGAUAAAUCUUCAACCUGCAAAACAGUUGCUGUUAAAAUGCUUAAAGCAGAAUGUGCAACUACUAAUGAGUGCAAAGCUUUAAUGUCGGAACUGAAGAUCCUCAUCCACAUAGGACACCACCUCAACGUGGUCAACCUCCUGGGCGCCUGCACCAAAGCAGGAGGUCCAUUGAUGGUUAUAGUUGAAUAUUGCAAGUAUGGAAAUCUGUCCAAUUACUUAAGAGGCAAACGUGGGGAUUUCAUUGCAUGCAAGUCCCAGGAAAACUCUGACCAAGGAGAGAAGAGUCUGGAUGAGUCCAACAGUGAUUUAACAGAGCUGAUCAAGAGACGCCUUGAGAGUGUAGCCAGCACAGGAAGCUCUGCUAGCUCAGGGUUCAUUGAAGACAAGAGUUACAGUGACUCUGAGGAGGAUGAAGAGGAUACUGAGGAUCUGUACAAGCGACCUCUGACCUUGGAGGAUCUGAUUUGCUAUAGUUUCCAAGUGGCAAAAGGCAUGGAAUUCCUGGCCUCCCGAAAAUGCAUUCAUCGGGACUUGGCAGCAAGGAACAUCCUUUUGUCUGAAAACAAUGUAGUUAAGAUCUGUGACUUUGGCCUAGCACGGGACAUUUACAAAGAUCCUGACUACGUCCGGAAAGGAGAUGCAAGACUUCCUCUUAAAUGGAUGGCUCCAGAAGCUAUUUUUGAUAAGAUUUAUACAACCCAGAGUGACGUAUGGUCUUUUGGAGUGUUACUGUGGGAAAUAUUCUCACUAGGUGCCUCACCAUACCCAGGGGUGCAGAUUGAUGAGGAUUUUUGCCGCCGCCUCAAAGAAGGAACUCGGAUGAGAUCGCCAGAGUAUUCUACCCCAGAAAUUUAUCAAACUAUGCUGGACUGUUGGCAUGGAGUACCCACGGAGAGGCCCACCUUCACAGAGCUGGUUGAACGCUUAGGAGACCUCCUCCAGGCAAAUGUUCAGCAGGAUGGCAAAGACUAUAUUCCACUGAACAUCACAUUAUGCCCUGAUGGAGAAUCUAACCCCAAAACCUGCCCAGUGGAAGACAAUUUGAGCAGCCGCAUUAACCGCUGGAGUGCAGUGGAAGCAAGUAUUAACAGUAAGAAGCGACCACUCAGUGUGAAGACAUUUGAUGAGGUGCCAGUGGAGAAGGAGAAAGUCAUGCAUGAGGAAAGUGAGUCGGACAGCGGGAUGGUGCUGACUUCUGAUGAGAUGAAAAGCCUGAAGAGGCUGGAAAUCCGCUCCUGGCCCUACGGGAUUAUGGCUCUGGCGCGGAGAGCUGUCAGCAAGAGCAAAGAGUCCAUUCUAUCUGAGCACGAGCGUGAAGCUGUGAAAUACCAGCCAACAGUGCAGGUCGAAGAGGACGCCUUGGAUUUCACACUGGAAGACUCAGUUCUUCUGCCAAUGGAUCCAAACCUGGAAUGUCACAGUCCACCACCAGAUUACAACUCUGUCAUCCACUACUCCACCCCUCCAGUGUAACGAGUCCAGUCCAAGCCAGGUCCUGUUGUGGCUCUUUCUACAAUGCUGGAUUCUAAUGUUCUUCCACACUUGUACAGGUUGUUUAAAGGGACCAGAGUUAAAGGGGAGAAGGGAAAUCUCUCAGCACAUGGGUUGAUAUGUCCCUUUUUGAUGCAUCCCUUUGUGAAUGGAAAAACUUUAAAAGCAGUUACAGCACUACCUUAAAGGCAUAUUUCAGUUUAGCCAGUCAAUUAACAUUCUACAUACUAAAAGAAAAAAAAAAAAGCUGUGGCCCCUGCUCCUUCCGCUCCUCCCAGGACUUCUCAGUGGCAAAUGCAGAUAUGCACGUUAGUUCAGGAGCAUUCUGCUCGUUCCAUAUGAACCACUGAGGAGAGCAAAGUUGAAUAUAAUGUUGAAUCAGCCAUGCCUGUGCCCUGCAAGGAUUACACAAUAGGUGUUGUUGGGGGAUCACUAAAGAACGGCUGCUACAAACUUUGAUUUGGAUUUGGGGAACAAAUGUAAAAUUCAAGAUUAUUGUUUUAAAAAGUGAUAGGGAUUUUAUUGUCCCUCCCCAAAUGCAUUUGAAAUAGACACACAUGUUUUGCUUAAAGCUGGUAAUCUAAUAUUGUGUACGUGCUGUGACAUCAUGUUUCUGUUUACCUUCUGAAUACCAAUGUCUCUAAAAGGAAGCACUCCCUCCGGAGUCCAUGGCUGAUGCCAAGCACAGUUUGAUCUCUGGGAUGCCAGCCUGUACCAAACUGGGAUACUUCAGUGUGCACCUAGGGAACAGUCUGACCCCCUUGCCAAGGUAAACAUCAGUGUGGCAUACAAUGCCCCCUGCACCCAAACUCUGCGUGUGCCAGUCAGAGCUCUUAGAAGUCUAAUCGUCAGAGCCGACUGGAUCACAGAUCUACAGAGCUAACAUUUGAAAGAGAGCUCCCCCUCUUCCCCCGCCCCCCUCCACCAGACGCGUGUGCAGCAGGGUUUGUAGGUUUGCGAGCACGUAUACCCAUGUCCUUCUUGCAGCAGCCUCACAAGCACAAAAAUAAUCCUUGCCAUUUGAAUGUACUGUGAAGUAAUCUCAGCUGACGUUAGAAAUUGAGGAAGGGAUGAAGCAUCUAGGAUGUCAAAUCUAAAGCGUGGCUGAGGGAGAUGCUCAUUGACAGUCAAGCCUGUAACCUUUUAAAAUUAUAACUCUGUGCAGGGGAUCUUUAUGCACGUUCUUUUUGUGGGAGAACCUAUACAGCCCCUUCCCUUCCCACAGGUUUGACACUAGGUUUUGACUUCUUCAGAGGGAGAGAGUUUUUUUCAAUGAACAUAAGCCAAAGGAAAUUUAAAAAAAACAAAACUUGGCAAACAAUAUGGUCAUCUCCCCCUAACUUAUUCUACAUUAUAAAAACAACCCAGACUGUCUCAUAACAUUACAAAUGCUUAGGCAGAACUGAUUACAUCGAAAUAAAUAGGAAAGAAGCCUCAGGUAUUAUCACAGGGGAAAUGACAGGCCCAGCACCACGUUAACUGUGAAUGGCAAAGCAUCUGAAAAUGGGGUUCUUGGGAACUGAGGUCCUGGUUCUCUUUAGCUUCAGAGUGAAUCUAUAUAAAAAUAAAAGAUAAGAGAUAUGCAGUAACUCACAAUCCCCUUGUUUGUAGCAGACCUGCCAGAGAGUUGUGCUCUGUAGUUGCUUUAUGGUCAUUUUUGCACUUCUUUGUAUUUUAGUUGCUAUGCAUUAACUAGAGCUGGUCAAAUAAUGAGAGAAAAUUGGUGAGGAAAAAUGUAUCUACAGAGCUUUCUGUUGCUUGUUAGAUCAGUUGUUCGGUGAAUAUUAAAUUAACCAUCCAUAGGUCCAUUUGAAUAAUAAAAUACUUGGCUUACAAAUUAUUUAUUCUCAAGACAAAUGGAAAAAAAAUGUGCCCAUAAAUAAUUUGGCUAGCUCUGGCAUUAAUGGUGUUGAUGUGAGGUGGUUUGAUGUUGUGCCUUGCUCUGUAGCUUGUGAGAAAUUAUAGUGUGUAGAAACCUUUGCUUGUGAAAUCUAAAUAUAAGGAAGCAUCAGGAAAAAAAAAUAGCAGCUGCAAGUAUAUAAAUGUACUCUCCAUUUUAAAAAGAAAAUUGGAAACACUGCUGUGCUAAUUAGCUGCUUCCAAGAAAGCUCAACAUAUUUUCCCUUUCCUUUUUCUUAAGAACACAAUUUGCAGGGCCUUAUCUAAAACUAAAGGCAUCGGGAGAGUGUUACCUAAGUGGAACCCAAGGGGCACUUUUACUUAAGGAAACUGUGCACGUAGAGUCUCUUUAUGGCUGUUGGCCAACAUCCCUCAGGGCCGCUCUUGCGUCACAUGAAGUUGUCUAACAACACGGAAGUACAAGCCCAUGCGCUGGGGAACCCCAGUUUAAUUACUGGUUCCACCGACAGGCCUGUUAAAAUGGAGGGUCUCUUUGUAGUCCUGGAGUCAGGAGCUUUCUAGGGCUUGCCAUGCCUAGGAUGCCAAUGAUCAGUUCCUCAGUGACCCAUUCAUCUCUGGCAGUGGGUAGAAGGUUUUGGUUUAAUCCUGCCAGCGCCACAGCAUUUAGAAACUGCUUCCAAAAAGCUGCAAAUGACAUGUUCACACAGACGUGUUUCCAAUUUUUGCAUGGGGAAAUUAUUUCCCCUUGUUGGUAAAUGCAACCAGCAAAAACAUUGCCUGAAAAGUAUUAUUGAACAUAUGUGUCUUGUAUUUUAUUUACUAAUAUUUUGUUUGUCCUUUCCUCAUCCCCACUUUAUUUAAUUAUUGUUCUGUCCUUACAUUGGUGUAUAUAGUUUACCCACUAGAGGCAAAUAUAGCGAUUCAUUUAUAUGGUAAUGUAUGGAAGGUCUUAGCCAAAAGAGAAAAGGAGAUUCCCUGAUGUAACAGAGGUAAGCAUCUUUACUAAACAUUUCACUAAUGCUUGCAGGACAGGCUUCCCUUUUAAAGCACCUUCCUAGCCCCAUUUCAUAGAGACUCUCCUUUUGGCUGUUUGCAUUUUGGACUCUUGUUUAUGCCUUUUGUUAUUUAGCUUCUGUUGGAAAACAGGGGCUGGAUUCCUUCAGGAGGAAUCCAGUGGGCUUGUCGCAUUCCUUGAGGUGGCAGCCAUGCAGCUCCAGGUAAAGAGGAGAGAUUUUCACUGGCUUUCUUCUAACUCAAGGCUGACCUACUGGCUGGAAGAAGAGAGGGGGCCAAAUUGCGAAGUGAUGUAAUGUUUGAUAUUUUUCAGAUUUCUCAGGGAUUCCUGUUUGACUCCAGAGGGCAGCCAGCCACCUGCCUUGCCAAUCUGAUUCAGCUCUAUUACAUUGGCUAUUUUACGUGGUGCUUUCCCCUUCUCUUUUUAUCUUGCAACUCUGCAAUUUGAGGGCAAAGGGACUCGGAGCUCUCAGGGGCAAGGAUCAUCUUUUCCCCUGAUGACUGCUGGAGUCAGAUCAGAGGUCAGGGGCAUGCCGCUUCCACACCUACCUCAGUACAGUAUUCCAGAUGGAGUUUCUUGACCCUAAUGUUUCCUUGCCCCCAUCCCUUUUCCUCACUCUCCAUUUACCUGUGAACAUGGAAGGUUCCUGUCACUGCCUCCCUUCGUGGACCCUCCCAAAGACUUCUGGCUAAGGUCAAGGGGAGAACCAUUUUCACUCAGUCGCUUCCUCUAUACCUUGACCUUGCUGGGAAUUAAGCAGACCAUUUAAACAGGAUUUAAAUAGGCCUUUUCCACCUUGAAUUUUCCCUUCCUUGAAAAAAGUCCUUUCAUUCUGUACUACCUAGAAAUCUCACCGCAUCUCCUCUGUGAACAACAUAUGCUUCCUUCUUUUCAGGGAGUUUACGUAUUCAGUAUCCAAUACGCCAAAGUGCAAUGGAUUUGCCCCUGAAUCCCAUCCGUCUCCAUGCCUUCACUCAGCCAAUGUGAUUGUUCCCUGGCCCUUUUGCUUUCUCUUAGUCUGAAGUGGGGCAUCAAGUGAGAUCUUGGGUCUGCUCCCAACCCCCAGCCCACCACAGGCAAUGAGGAGGAUCAGAUUGAAGUGGAAAUCUCAUGUCCUAAGGUCUUUCUCUAGAGUGGGCCCAAACAUGGGAAAUAAAAUAUGAACCCCCAGUAGCUUUUGAGACAUUUAGAUUUGAAUCUCAGUAUGGAUCCAGACUCCACAGUUAUCAUCUUUAGUUUGAGCACAACUCUGUCCUGCUGCUCCCAUGGGAGCUGUGUGGAAGACUGUGGAAGGCCUUGGCACUUCCUGCCUCGUGGCAGAGGGGAAGCUAGCAUUUAAGCCUGCAACCACGCAGCCAAACCUUAUCUGCCUUUAAUGCAGUUACCAAGGUGGAAGCUUGGAUUGAUGUUUUCUAGCUCCCAAAUGUCUAGCAAACGGUUCCUAGCAAGACACGAGGCACUGGGCCUUUGCAAAAUGAGAUUCUGAGCUCAGACACAGGUCUUUUGUCUAUGAAUAAACAGGAGGGAAAAUACACAUGGGGAGGCAUGUAUUUCCCUUGAAAUAAUGGCUAAAUCUGGGGUCCUUUUUCAGUUUUUACUUUGAUCUUGAUUCAGGCAAGAUCUUUGUCAUUCAGUGGAGUAAUGACUGAGUAAGGACUCAUUAAAAAUCAAGUGUGGCCUUCAGGAACUGAGUCUAACACAAAAGUAUCAGACUCUAGAAGUGCGUUGCCUCAGUUCUGGCCUGUUUGCUACAAAUGUCUGUUUGGGACCCCAAGCCAAGUCUAUACAGGCUGUGCUUAUAGGAAGACUGAUGUAGAAUGCAGUGAGCAGAGUCCCAUUGUCCUGCUGGAUAAUCCUAUUUCGUAAGUGCUGGCUCCAUUGUUAUCCCUCAUUCAGUCUUUCCUUAGACCUUGAGCUGUCCAAGUCAUUAAUAAAAGCUGGGAAAGCCCAAUAACUGUGCAAUUAUGGACAAUAAACUAAAUAAGUGCCAUGUAUUACUCGAAUCACCAAGGAAUGUAUGUGAACCCAGUCCCUGUUUGUCUGAAGAAUGUAUGCACUGAAAACUCUGCUUUCUUAUGUAGUCAAAAUUUGUAUUGUAUCUAUUAACCAAAAAAUAAAAAGAUUCUAUAUUUAUACAG